Messenger RNA from Amoebophrya sp. A25, 3228 nucleotides. Lineage: Eukaryota; Dinophyceae; Syndiniales; Amoebophryaceae. The record is from the annotation of a GenBank genome assembly.
CCGAUUGCUAAUACAUCUUUGGAGCAAAAAAUGAUAAAACUGACGAAAAAUAUUCUAGAACCAAAACUAGGCGCUAAGAGCUGCAGUACAUCUGAACAACCCACAUGACUAGUUUACGGCAAUUACGACAAAUAGAAAAGACGCGUACUUAUAUUAAUUGCUAUCUUGUUAGACAAGUAAGAUGCCCUCGUCACGUCCUAGUAAGUCUGAAAAAUAUAAUUCCCAAGAACAGGAAAUAAUCGCUCCUUGGGAUUGGAUCUUUCAUUUAGGUUUUUUCGACUGUUGUCUGUGUCUCAUAUUAGCUUUUCUCUCCUAUUCUAUCUAUACAGAGGUAGUAGGCUUAUUCUCUACGGGAGCUCCUGUGCAUCCUUCAUUGCUUGAAGAGAAUAAGACUGUCUAGACUAAAAAACGUAUAUUAAACAACAUUGUUGGUCUCGACCGUAUAUUAAAAACAACAAAUACAUGUUGGUCUGCACCAUCGUGUGAGCGUAAGUUGCAUGGCCUCUUACGUCUAGCGUAAGUUACAGUUCGGAAUUCUGGCAUGGUCGCUGAAGCCUGAGUUAGGAACAGCGCGCGACAGAGGACCCAACUUGACGAUCGAUGUGCGAAUAAAAUCGCGUAUAAAAAAACUUCACUGGUGCAACGCACUUCACUGCUGCACCACCACUGCAACGCAUAGACCCGACUAUUGCAGCUGCUCAGCUAUCUCUGUAUGACUACCUCUCCACCUCUUCACGAAGCCAAAGGAAGAAAGCGCGGAGAUUCUUCUACUGGAGCAAACGGCGCUGCAAACGGUAGUAUAGCAGCCAACGGCCAUCACGGAACAAUGCCAGAAGCAGAACCUGGAGCUUUCGCGAGUAGCGUCAAAGGAGAAACGCCAGCAUCGUCAUCCAGUAGAAAUGGGGCGAUUGAAGUGGCGCCGCCAGUACCUGGUGGAGGGGUAUCAGGGACAGCGUUGUCAUGUACUAGAAGUUUUUGGAGGUGAUUGUAGUUGGAAAAACAACUACAAACCGUGAUCUUCACUGACUCCUCUGCUAGCUGUAGACAGCAUGCUUGUGGUCCUGGUUGUGGAGGUUAUUGUGGUCACGACAAGUUGGCUAAAAAAUCAUCGUUUUUGGUGAUAGUACAGUUCGUUGGAAAAAGAAACCGUCACUCCUGUGCUAGAAGUUGCAUACUUGUGGUUUUGAUGAUUUUUUAGAAGACUCCCUCUCAUCAAAACAAAUCAUCAACACCAAGAACACAGGUCAAUACCAAGCAGAGCUAUCGAUCGAUAACACUGCCUUUUUCAUAGAAGCAGAGAAGCCGAUUCUCAUCAAAAAACUUGUCGAAGUCCUAUUGCUGCAAGUGAACGAGAUAAACAUGGAGAUAACGGAGGAAGGCGUGUCGAUAAGAGGUAUCCAAAUCGAGUGUAUGAAACUACUUCUAUGAGGAAAAAGAAACUUCUACAUAGGAUAGGGGAAAAAAUUGAGGUUAUCACGACUACAUCAGAACUAUAUCAGGACCUUUUUUUUGAGUUUGAAAACUAGAUCUCCAUUACCACUAAUCAACACGAAAAAACCAGGUAUGGAAAGUUCCCAGAUCGCAUUGAUGGACGUGAACCUUUCUAGAGGGAACUUCUGUACUUUCACGGUGAAUCGACCAACUACGAUUGGUCUGCAACUACCUCUGCUCCGGGAUAUGAUGAAAACAGCGGGCCCGGGAGACUUUUUCAGACUUUAUAAUUAUGAAACAUGUUGGAAUGUUAAUGUCGUGAUUGUUAUCUAGUACUGUUUUUUCGUGCACUAUUCCUUGUUUGUGAUCUCUUUCUCUAUCUACAACUGCUAUUAAUUUCAUUUUCAGCAGCACAUGGUUAAUCAGCACAAACAGGAGAUCUUCUAAUGGCAAAACGUAGAGGACGAAUACGUACACAUGGAAUUGUUUCCAAAGAGUUCACCGCUUAUGGCAGCCCAUGCGAAACUCCAUUUUAGCUGGAAGAGUAUGGACAUCGAUAUGGAAGUCAUACAGCCACCGGAUGUAAUUAUUUUUGUUUCUUAUUGUGAUUCUACUUUAUGUUUUUGCUUGCUUAUGCGGUGGAUCAUUCUACUCAUUGUUUCCCUCGCGUAAUACUAGGGAAAAGUUGUAAAGAAGAUCAAAUUCCUCAAAUUCGUAUUAGGGCUCCAGAUUCAUCUCAUCUGAUUCCAUCAAACCCAGCACAACAUCAACAUCAAAACCACUACUACAGCAUCUCUGUGCCGGUGAGCCCACGAUCGUCAUGGAGAGUUCCAGAUUUAAGGAAUUGAUGUCGGAGUUCAAAAAUUUGGGAGAACAAGUGGAGCUAGCGCUGAAUACCGACCAGCAUGGAGAGCAUCAUCUCCUGUGGCAUGUAAGUGAGGCAUCGCGCGUCAUGGACGUAUGGGUCGACUCAAGAGGUGACGGAGGGUCUGGCGGCAGAAGGGUACUUAUAGUACAAUAUAGUUAUAGUAGAUAUACUUUUUUCAACUCUGUUCUUGUUUUAAUGCAAGUUGUACUACUACUAGGGAACAAGAUCAAUAUCUUUGGCUAGUAUAUAAUGCAAGUUGUACUACUACUAGGAAACAAGAUCAAUAUAAUCUUUGGCUAUGAAACUACUAACACGGCUUAAAAAUAACUACACAGGUCACAAUAAACCGCAACGGUCUGCAAAAUUGGCGGAAGAGUUUUGGGCUCAAACAUCUCGACAUCUUCUCACGCGGCUCCACGCUUUCCAACAAGAUCAAGCUGUGGCUGUCCGAAACGCAUCCUGCCUGUUUUCACUACGAUAUUGAGGAGGAUAUGAACAAGGGCUGGGCACGUUUUUGGUUAGCUCCAUUCGCCGAAACUGCCGCUGUCGGAAACUAGAAACUGUUGCUUUCGAAAUCCAAUAGAAGAAAAUGGUGCCGAUAGAGAUUAAUCGCGAUAGGGCUCAAUAUGAUUGGAACAUCAUGCCGUGGUUGAAAAUCACAAAACUUUCGAGAGAAAGAAAAAUCUGAUCCCUUAUACCUGAUAAAACCUUAUGUGAUGCGCUAUCAGCAAAACUCCCAAGAUUUGAAGAUUACUUAGAAGAAACGAAAUUGAAGAACAACCCUUGACCCCUCGGAAAACAUUGUAUAUUCUGAUAAUUACACCUAAACCUAGUAUUCGUAUUCGAAAAGACGAAUAUUGCGAAAAAUUUUUCUCAUAAGUAGGCACCACGAGUAGGAGAACGAGUAAAGAGAGAUAAAGACGAGCAGG